Molecule: messenger RNA, 615 nt
Organism: Eimeria mitis
Lineage: Eukaryota; Apicomplexa; Conoidasida; Eucoccidiorida; Eimeriidae
Product: ctr copper transporter domain-containing protein, putative
Exons: 2
Coding region: 1-615 (204 amino acids)
Biological process (GO): intracellular copper ion homeostasis; copper ion transmembrane transport
Cellular component (GO): plasma membrane
Molecular function (GO): copper ion transmembrane transporter activity
Source: RefSeq, a predicted model, not a curated record
AUGUUGAACAAAGAUGGCCUCCCCCUACCCAUGUGGUUUGAAGCCUCGUCAGAGGUUUUGUUCCUCUUUUCUUGGUGGAACGCGCGGACGACUGCCCAGUACGUCGUCUGCUGUCUGUGUUGCAUUGUGUUUGGAUUUAUUUCAAUUGCACUCAAGGUGCUGCGCCGCGUGUCAGAAGUGCGUCUGAAGGUGGCCGAGAAGGAAGGCAAACCGACACUGAUGUUUGGCUCCUUUCCGGUGUACCACAAUGCCAUACGUGGAUCGGUCGCCUUCCUGAAUUACUCUUGGGAUUACAUGUUGAUGCUUGUGGCAAUGACUUUCAACGUAGGGAUAUUCCUCUCAAUGCUGGGAGGAAUGGCUUUGGGUUUUCUUACAAUUGGAGGCUACCUCGAUUUUUCCCUUCAACCCAAGAAAGUGAACAGUGGCUGCGAAUGCGGUGACGACUUCAGCUGUGGCUGCCAUAAGGGCCAGUCCUGCACUUGCUGCGUGGCUCCUCACCUCGACCCCUCCUGCAGCAGAGCAAAUAUAAGCAGCGAAGAGCCAGUCGUUCGUGGACACUCCGGCCUAGAACUCACUUCUUCAGGGAGGGGUGGGGACGGCCAUACACUACCAUAG